Messenger RNA from Lactuca sativa (garden lettuce), 928 nucleotides. The record is from RefSeq and is a predicted model, not a curated record. Lineage: Eukaryota; Viridiplantae; Streptophyta; Magnoliopsida; Asterales; Asteraceae.
UUAGGCAGCAAAAGAACUCAGAAUAUUUUUCUUUACUUAGCUGUCUCUUUAUUAAAGCAAUCCUCUUCUUUUGAAUUCAAAACAUAAAUCCCACCCCACCACCCAUCAAACACCAUAUCCCACCUUCUUAUUCUCAUUUUUCUUUCUUCUAUCCCUCAAUCUAACCUUGCCUACACUCAAAGAACACCAAUUUCCCCAAACUUCCCUUUUCGUCGGAAAAAUGUCCGAACAACAACAACAACCGGAGCAAACACCAUUGGUGUACCCGGUCUCUGAGGCAAGCCCGCCAGUACACCGCCAGUCAGACGGUGGUUCAUUUGGGGCGGUUUUCAUCGUCCUGGCGGUGAUAGUGGUGGUGUCAGCAGUGGCUUGUUUUCUUGGGCGCCUGUGUAACAAGCGCCACAACAAAUCCAAGCCACCUAAGCAUGGGCACGCUGCUCGCGGGCCCAAAGAGAAAGAAAUGAAGCCUAACCGUAACGCGUUUCAAACGAAAGAUGGAGACAUUGAGUUUGGAUUUGAUAAGCGGUUUUCAAGUGCUAAGGUGGCGGCUAAUGGUGAGCCGAUGAUGGGUAGGCCUAAUUCAUAUAAGGAACCGUCUAUGGGAAGAUCCGACCCGUCUAUGGGAAGACCCGACCCGUCUAUGGGAAGGCCUAAUUCGUUUCGUAAGGGUGAAUUUAGAGAUGAUCAAAUGAGGUAUGGUGGUAAUCAAGAUCAUGAGAUGAAUUUUAAAUCAGGGCAAGGACCACAACAUUAUUGAAUGUAGAAAGCAGGAUGGUGUUGUAAGAUAAACAACAUUUGGUUAUAGUUUGGCUAACUAGAUGUUCUUUUAAUGGUGGUUUAUUAUUUCAUGUGUAUUCCUUCUUAAUUAUAUGAUUAAUUAUGAAGGUGAUUUCCUGAAUUUAUGAAGAUUUAAAUUCGAGUUGUCUUA